This is a messenger RNA of Emericellopsis cladophorae, 1211 nucleotides long. RefSeq names its product putative polyketide synthase. The record is from RefSeq and is a predicted model, not a curated record. The annotation marks the transcript as partial. NCBI's taxonomy places the organism in Eukaryota, Fungi, Ascomycota, Sordariomycetes, Hypocreales, Bionectriaceae. The transcript is spliced from 3 exons.
GCCGAGAGGGCGUGGCUGCAGGACAGCCUGGAGGACGUCCAGGCGGAGAUUCGAGAGCGAGGCAUCGAGAACAACGCGGCCGUCAAAAUAGCAACCCUGGUGGGCGAGACGAUGCCACGCGUGUUCAAAGGGGAGACCACCAUGCUCGAGCAUCUUCGCACAUCGGGUCUGCUGGACGAGUACUAUGCCAACGGCGUCGGCACGUUGGAGUCGACCGCUUGGCUCGGGGGCGCCGUCCGACAGCUCACCGAUCGGUGCCCUCACCUCAAGAUCAUGGAAGUCGGCGCAGGAACAGGAGGCGCCACGAAGCGCAUUUUAGCAGCCGCCGGCCACAGCUUUGACUCGUAUACCUUCACUGACAUCUCGUCCAGCUUCUUCGAAAAGGCGGCCGUGGUUCUCGAGCCUUGGCAGGAUAAGAUGAUCUUCAAAGUGUGCGACGUCGAGAAGGAUCCUAUCGCGCAGGGUUUCGCAGAGGAAGUAUACGACGUCGUGGUGGCGUCUUUUAUUCUCCAUGCCACGGCCCAGCUGGACAGAACCGUCCGGAACAUACGCAAGCUCGUCAAGCCGGGUGGCUACCUCGUGAUAGGAGAAGGCACAAACAAUGGUCCCUUUCAGUCUGGCGACGGCCUCAUCUUCGGCACCCUACCAGGAUGGUGGCUCGGUGCGGACGAGGGUCGCACUCUGUCCCCCUUUGUGAGCGCGUCGCAGUGGGAUACGAUUCUUCGACAAAACGGCUUUUCGGGGCUUGAUACCACAGCGCCAACGCAGUUUUUUGGGGCCUUUGGCGUUGUUCUGGCCGUGAGUCAGGCUAUCGAUGACAGGGUGGCGUUCCUCCGUGAACCCCUGGCCGCGCCGUCGUCGUCGAGCCGGCCCAAGAUCGCCAAGCUGGUCCUGGUCGGCGGGGAGACGGACGCUGUCGCCCGCCUUGUCGAGGAGCUCGUCACUAUCCUGGGGGACGUUUCGGAGAGCAUCGUCACCUACAGGAUCCUCGACGACAUCGAUUUUGCCGUGUGCGACGAGACCGCCACCGUCCUCGUCGUUUCGGAGCUCGACGGUCCCAUCUUCAAGAGCUUGCACCCAGCAAAGUGGCACAGCUUCCGUGAGCUCUUUGUCGGCAAGAGGAGAGUUGUCUGGGUCACGGCGGGUCGGAACGCCGACGAGCCCUACAGCAACAUGAUUGUUGGUUUUGGGCGGGCUGCCAAGAAUGAAAA